AUGGAGAGCUUUACUCUCGUCAUAUUUUAUCUUGGCAUCCUAGUGGUGCCUGGUUUCCUAUUCUCUUCCCUCCGACGCUUGCUAGGAUGGUCCACAAAAACCUCCGUAGAUGGCAAGACAUCCAAGUCUCCUGCCAGAUUCCCUGGUCCCAAGCAAUACCCAGUCGUCGGCCGUGUACAUGACUUGCCCAGAUUUGCCAUGUGGCUCAAGCUCAAGGAAUGGGCAGAUGAGUUCGGGCCAAUCUAUCAAACCAGCAUGCUUGGCCAGAAGUUCGUAAUCAUUUCUGACGAAGGAAUGGCUCAAGAUCUCCUCAUCAAAGAUGGCAACAAAUUCGCCGGAAGACCCCAGAUCAGGGCGCUCAUUGAUCAUAAGUUGGGUCCGGCAUACUCUGCUUUGAUGGACCGCCAUGACACUUGGAAACAUCAAAGAAAAUGGGUCCAUGCGGCUAUGGCGGCUGCUCAUCAGCAUCACUUCUAUGGUCAUAUCGAGAACGAGGUCAAGCGGUGGCUGGUGACCCUCCUUGUCGACCCAGAGAAAUUUCACGGCAACACUCGCGAGCUGACAGGGCGCAUCAUCAGUCGCCUUGCUUGGGAUGACUCCACACAAGGACGGGCCUAUGGCGAGAGUGCCAUUGAGACCUUGACAAGGAUGUCCAUCUCUGGCCCCAUUGUCAACACCAUGACACCACUAUGGCACAUUGCAGACCUCGUUCGAUACAAUCCUUGGCGCAAGUACGAAGUGAACCGCGAGAAGAACCAGCGUGCUUGGUGGUUGAAAACAUUCAGGCUCUCCAAGGCAAGAUAUCUGAGAGGAGACUUGCCAUCAGACACAUGGACCUACCGGUACUUCGAGCAGCUACAGAAGAGUGGAAAUGAGACUCUUAAGCAGACUGAAAAGGCUGAAGACUUCGCAGCCUGCAUGCUUGGCUUCCAGUGUCUUGUUGGAGUGGUCACUAUUUCUGGGCCUAUGCAAUUCUUCUUGAUGUGCAUGGCGCUUCAUCCCGAGUGGUUAAAGAAAUGCCAAGAGGAAAUUGACAGGGCCUGUGGCGAUAGGAUGCCAACUCGUGACGACUUCGCCGAACUUCCAACCGUAAGGGCUUGUUUGAAAGAGACCCUCCGGUGGAGGUCUGGGGUGCCUCUUGGGGUUCCCCAUCAAUGCGAGCAGGAUUCUGAAUUCCGCGGCGUGAGAAUCGAGAAAGGAACAAUUAUCCUUGCAUGCGAGUGGAACAUCAACCGUGUCCCGGAAAAGUACCCCGACCCAGAACAUUACCGCCCGGAUCGCUACCUAGACCCCAGCUUUCCCACGUAUCAGGAGCCUCUCAGCCGGUACCCGAACUUCCGCGAUGGUGUCGGCAUGCAUACGUUUGGGUGGGGUCGUCGAACAUGCCUGGGCCAGAACCUAGUAGAUGACGAGAUGUUCGUCGCUGGAGCAGGCGUAUGCUGGGCCUUUGACAUGAGCCUCAAGAAAUGCCCCUCCACUGGCGAGGACGUGACGUUUGAUACGCAGGCGACGAACUCCAACGUCAUUCUGGAGCCUCUGCCGUUCCCAAUGCAGUUCAAGAUCAGAAGCCCUGAGCGAGCUAAAGAGGUGUUUGAGGGGUACAAUGCCGUCAGGGAUGCUCUGAAGGUUUGA
Molecule: messenger RNA, 1632 nt
Organism: Colletotrichum abscissum
Lineage: Eukaryota; Fungi; Ascomycota; Sordariomycetes; Glomerellales; Glomerellaceae
Product: cytochrome P450
Exons: 4
Coding region: 1-1632 (543 amino acids)
Molecular function (GO): oxidoreductase activity, acting on paired donors, with incorporation or reduction of molecular oxygen; iron ion binding; monooxygenase activity
Source: RefSeq, a predicted model, not a curated record